Molecule: messenger RNA, 563 nt
Organism: Galendromus occidentalis (western predatory mite)
Lineage: Eukaryota; Metazoa; Arthropoda; Arachnida; Mesostigmata; Phytoseiidae
Exons: 2
Coding region: 49-513 (154 amino acids)
Source: RefSeq, a predicted model, not a curated record
GCUGGCUGCUCUGCAUUCGCUCGGAAGAGCGCCUGGCGAAGCUUGAUCAUGGAGCACGGAAUCCUGUUUCUGGGCCUCCUGAUAGCGUGUUGCUCAGCGGCUUCCUUGCCCCCGCUGAGUUUUUCGACCGAAACCCUGUCCGUCGACGCGGUCGAACCUUCGAGCCGCGAACCGCUUGCGACGACUCCGUCGUCAGGAAGAACAGCGGAAUCGACCACUAGAAAACCAUCGUCAACUACUACCCCACCUGUUGCACUUCCCGCAGUCACCACAUCGAGACCUACGCGCCCGAGGAGGCCCGUGAUCGUGAUUCAGCCUUCGAAAGAUAGAGUCACCUUCAACGAUUGGUUUUCGCAGCUCUCGAUAUGGAUCCAGAUCCCGCUCGCCAUCGUCAUUUUCUUCGCGCUGAUGAUACUUCUCGUCAUCCUAUUGAACAUCAUCUUCUUCUGGUGUACCUUCUGCUGUGCUUGCUGUCUCGCCUGUUUCAUCCCGAACGAAUAUAUCGCCAUCUAGAAAUCUAGGGCUCCCAUGGCUUAUAAGAAUAAAUGUGGAGGUAUGAUCUU